CCACUAUGGUCGCCACCAUCUUGACUGUGUGGCAGUAGUUCUCGCGAGGAGACGCAGUAUCGUCCCGUUAGUAUCACGUCAUUUGUUGACGUUCAGGUGGGGUGAAGAUGGCGGCCCGCUGGAGCAGUGAGAAUGUGGUGGUGGAGUUUCGAGAUGCACAGGCUAAUGCUAUGUCAGUGGACUGUCUGGGCCAGCACGCUGUUCUCUCUGGGAGACGAUUCUUAUACGUUGUAAAUUUAGAAACGCCGUCCGAAGCUCCUCGUAAAAUCAGCCGCCAGAGCAAAUGGGACGUUGGUACAGUCCAGUGGAACCCACACAAAUCUGACGCCCAUAUAUUUGCUGCAUCUAGUAACCAGCGUGUCGACUUGUACACAUGGCGGGAUGGAUCUGGUAAAUCACAUACGUCUUUGCAAGGCCACACACGUGUAAUAAGUGAUUUGGACUGGUCGUGGUUUGAGCCAGAGUUUCUAGUCACUAGUUCUGUGGACACAUACAUAUACAUAUGGGACACAAGUGACACUCGGAGGCCAACUGUGACUUUGUCUGCUGUGGCUGGAGCCUCUCAGGUGAAGUGGAACAGACGGAAUCAUUAUUGUUUGGCAUCGAGUCACGAUGGGGAUGUCAGAAUCUGGGACAAGAGGAAAUCGAACACUGCAGUCGAGUACGUCGCUGCCCACCUGUCAAAGAUUAACGGUCUGGACUGGCACCCUGAUAAUGAGUACAUCCUGGCUACUUCAAGUCAGGACAACUCUGUUCGGUUCUGGGAUUACAGACAACCCCGGAAGUACCUUGAUAUCUUAUCCUGUCAGGUGCCUGUGUGGAAGGCCAGAUACACGCCUUUCUCAAAUGGGCUGGUUACAGUGAUGGUUCCUCAGCUUCGGCGUGAGAACAGCCUCCUCCUGUGGAGCACACUGGAGCUGAACAGCCCUGUUCAUGCGUUUGUGGGCCAUGACGAUGUUGUGUAUGAGUUUCAGUGGAGGCCGCAGAAAGAAGGGUCCAAAGACUGCCAGCUGGUCACGUUGUCCAGAGAUCAAACCCUGAGAAUAUGGAGAGUUGAUCCUCAGCUCCAGAAGUUGUGUUGUGCAAAUGAAAUCGUGGAUGAGCUCACCACUGAGACAGAGAAAACGCUGAGAUCCCAAGACUCUGAACCACCAUUGAGUCCUGGAUUCACUGCGGACAACUCACUAGAUCAGUUUGACGGGCCUCAGUCAGGCCUGUCGUCCAGUGCUAAGAAUGACAUACCCCAAACUCUGCAGCAGGAGUUUUCUCUAGUCAACUUACAGAUUCGCAAUGUCAAUGUGGAGAUGGAUGCCGUCAACCGCAGUUGCUUUGUGUCGGCCGACUGCGGAGCCAAUCGAGUUCGGCUCGUGGUGAAGUUCCCUGCCCAAUAUCCCAACAAUGCAGCUCCAUCUUUCCAAUUCGUCCCUCCAACAAACAUCUCGUCUUCCAUGAAGAUCAAGAUACAGAAGAUCCUGACCGAUACGUCGCUUCAGAAGGUGAAGAGGAACCAGAACUGCUUAGAGCCGUGUGUCAGACAGCUGGUGUCCUGCCUAGAGUCAGAUGGAGUCAUGGAAGAUGGUUCGAACCCUUAUGUGCUCACCAACCCAGUGACUCCUGCCCUUCCUGCUUUUCCUCGAGUGACCAACACUUACGGCUCGUACCAGGACGCCAACAUUCCUUUUCCCCGCACCUCAGGGGCACGUUUCUGCGGGACAGGUUCCUUGGUGUAUUUUACACGACCCAUGACUAUGCAUCGAGCAACUCCUCCAACUGAACCCACUCCCAGGUCUCUGUCUGCUCUUUCAGCGUAUCACAGUGGUGUAAUGACACCCAUGAAGAUGCGAACUGAGUCUCAGACCACGCUGAGGCUGUACAGCGGCAGCCCGACCCGCACAGACAAAGAUCAAGUGUCCAUAUCGUCCUUCUACUACAAAGAGCGGAAGCCUCUGUCUGCUGCCCGCCGCUGGUCAGUGCAGACUAUUCAUGAAUGUCCGAAAUCACGGCGCUGGAAAGGCAAGAGAGAGGGAGGAGAUUACAGCAACAGACCCAUCAAACUGGCUGGAAAAGUCAUCAUCCAGGAGAUCUCGUGUCUGCUGUCUGUGCACAAAGCGCUCGGGGAGACCUAUGUGCUGAAUGUUAAUGACAUACAGGACACGUGUCAGAAGAAUGGAGCAGCGGCCUUAGCUGUGGCACGCAGAGAUUUAGCAAAGGUAUGGGCACUCGCCUCAGCGUCCACUAAUCUUAACCUGAGUCCUGACCCAGACCCUGAUGCUGGAACUCCCUGGGCCAAACAUCCAUUUGGGCGACACCUGCUGGAGACACUGCUUGAGCACUACAGUCAGCUGAGCGAUGUUCAGAGUCUGGCCAUGUUGUGUAGUGUGUUCAGAGGUCACGGAAGUCCUCAGGAAUACUUCACUCUUUAUGGACAUCAGCAGCCACGGCCGGCAGUCUUCACGCCACACCACUCACGAUAUCCCAGUUUCACCUCCAGUUCUGUCACUUCUGGAUCGUGUUCAAGCACCUCAGACUCUGCAAACACUCCCUGGAACACAGGUGGACGUGAGUCAGAACAUCCUCCUUCAUGGGGAGAAUCUACUCCGGAUGACUAUCGCUAUGCAAACCAGACUUACACAGACCCGCGAGAACGAGAAAAAGAGCAGCACGACAUGAACAAAAGGUUACUGGACCCCUCCAAUUCCUGGCAGUUUGACGACUUCAAGAAGUGUUACGGAGAGAUCCUGCACCGCUGGGGCAUGAAGGACAAGAGGGCAGAGGUGCUUAAAUUUGUUUCCUGCCCUCCAGAGCCACACAAAGGCAUAGAGUUUGGCGUUUACUGCUGUCACUGUCGCAGUCAGGCUCGCGGCACACAGUGCGCCGUCUGCAAGCGCUUCACCUUCCAGUGCUCCAUCUGCCAUGUGGCCGUCCGCGGCUCCUCCAACUUCUGCCUGAGCUGCGGCCACGGUGGACACACCAGCCACAUGAUGGACUGGUUCCGCUCACAAGACGUCUGUCCCACCGGCUGCGGCUGCCACUGCCUCCAGCAGAGCACUUUCUGAACAACACGAACAAGUAAGACUAGGCCUCAAAACCCAAAAACUGUACUGUAGCUGCUUCUGGAUCAGAUAUGAUCCAAGAGCUGUAAAUAUUAACCUUAUUAUAGGUCUAACCAGCCUAGUUAAAAGGGAUAGUUGACCCAGAAAUGAAACCUGUCAUCAUUUACUUGCAAACCAUUUUUUUGGUUUAUUAGAAAAGAAGAUAUUUUGAAGAAUGCUGGAAGCCUGUAACCAUUCACUUCCAUAGUAUUUGUUUAAAAACAAAACAACCACUGACUUCUAUAGUGUUUGUUGUUCCUGUUAUGGAUGCUAAUAGCUGCUUUUUAAACUAAUACUAAACAAAUACUAUGGAAGUCAAUGGUUACAGGUUUCCAACAUUCUUCCAUUGACUUUCAUAGUAUUUGUUGUUC
Molecule: messenger RNA, 3463 nt
Organism: Danio rerio (zebrafish)
Lineage: Eukaryota; Metazoa; Chordata; Actinopteri; Cypriniformes; Danionidae
Source: RefSeq, a predicted model, not a curated record